This is a messenger RNA of Gadus chalcogrammus (walleye pollock), 639 nucleotides long. Its product is annotated as cyclic AMP-responsive element-binding protein 5-like. Lineage: Eukaryota; Metazoa; Chordata; Actinopteri; Gadiformes; Gadidae. Gene Ontology annotation, molecular function: DNA-binding transcription factor activity, RNA polymerase II-specific; cAMP response element binding. The record is from RefSeq and is a predicted model, not a curated record. Gene Ontology annotation, biological process: regulation of transcription by RNA polymerase II. Bases 54 to 560 code for a protein of 168 amino acids. The transcript has 4 exons.
ACAACCACCAACUCCACCCCGGCCCCCCGCACCAGACCUCACCGCAUGGUGCCAUGCACUCCUCACAGAUGUCCCCUGCCGCCCAGCAGAUGCAGCCCACCCAGACCAUGCAGUCCCCGGCCUCGAGCGGCGGGCGGCGCCGGCGGGUGGUGGACGAGGACCCAGAUGAACGCAGGCGGAAGUUCCUGGAGCGGAACCGGGCGGCGGCCACCAGGUGCCGGCAGAAGAGGAAAGUGUGGGUGAUAUCGCUGGAGAAGAAGGCAGAGGAGCUGACGCAGACCAACAUGCAGCUCCAGAAUGAAGUCACCAUGCUAAAGAGUGAGGUGACACAACUCAAGCAGCUUCUCCUCACCCACAAAGACUGUCCCAUCACCAGCCUGCAGAAGGACUCCCAAGGCUAUCUCAGUCCGGAGAGCAGUCCUGCCAGCAGCCCGGCCCCAGUGUGUUCCCAGCAGCAGGUCAUCCAGCACAACACCAUCACCACCUCCACCACGACAGUCGGGGGCAGCGGUGUACACGGAGAGGCUAACCACCGCAGAGACAUUCACCCCAUCCACUAGAGGCCAAGGAGACUAGCAGAAGCCUAUACCCCCAACCCAGAUCUGCAAGGCCCGCCUCUCAGUACAGUUGCACAGUGCC